Messenger RNA from Effrenium voratum, 3279 nucleotides. The record is from the annotation of a GenBank genome assembly. Lineage: Eukaryota; Dinophyceae; Suessiales; Symbiodiniaceae.
AUGGCGCCAGAGCUGACGGUGGGGCUUGUGCUGGGAGGCUACUUCGGCUUGGGCGUGGCGCUGCAUUUGCUGCUGUGGCUCGUGGCUUGUCUCCAGUCCUGCAUUUGUCCUGCCCGCUGGCCCGACGUGGAGCUGCGAAACAAGCGCAAGUCCGAGGGUGGCGAGGAGGCCAUCCAGGGCCAGGGCCACGAGUGCUACGAGUACGACACGCCUGGGUGGCCGCCCUACGCGCUCUUCAAGGUGGUCUUCGGGCUUUGCACAGGGCUGCUGACCUUUCGCCUUCUCAGCUUCAUCCUCUUCUUUGGGCUCACCGGGCUCACGGUACGGGUGGGCACCUUCUUCCGCAGGGGCAGCUUCAUGCACAGAUUCUGCAACUCUUCCUUCGCAGUGCUCUCAAGGAUGCUUUGCAACUUGAGCGCAUGCUAUGUCAUCCAGGUCUUCCACGGUGAGCGCCUGGACUGGGUGGGCCGACCCGGCCGGCACCCAGUGGUGGUGCCAAACCACAUCUCCAUGAUCGAGGCCUUCAGCAUGAAUUGGCUCACCUGGGUCAUGGCGGGCUGCGUGGCCAAGUCCCAGCUCUCCAUCCCCGGCGUGGGCGCCGCCGCGGACUUCGUGAACGGCGUUGUGGUUGACACCAAAGACCCCAACGUCAAGGAGAAGGUGAAUGCGGGCAUCUUGCAGUACGUCAAUAACCAGCCAGACGAGAAGGGCAAGCUCCCUCACUCGAAAGCCUUUGUCAUUUACCCCGAGGGUGUCACCAACUCCCAGCGGGGGUUAUUUCGCUUCAACACUGGUGCCUUCACCCCUGGACAGCCGGUGCAGCCCAUCGUGCAGAGAUUUCCCUACAAGUUCAUGAACCCUGCCUGGGUGUCUGACAGCCGCGUUUCCAAGGGCAACGACAUGCCGUGGCUCUUUUUCCGAUACAUGUCACAAUUCACUAUGCCUUUGCAAGUGAAGGUCUGCGAGAUAUGGGAGCCCAACGAGGCUGAGAAGGCCGACCCCUUUCUUUUCGCCGGCAAUGUGCAAAAUUACAUGGGCUUGCAGCUGGGAAUACCAGUGACCAGCACCAGCAACAAGAUCCUCCGGGAGGCUGGUGGGCCUUUCGACCUGAAGAAGCAGUCGCAGGUGCAGCCGGAGAAUGGAGACGCCGACAGGUUCAAUAUCCAAAACAUCGGUGCCGCUUCCAGCAACGAGGCCCUGCGGCUCGAGGGCUGCCGCAACACGGAGUCCUACACUGGGGCCCUCAAGGCGAUUGAAGGUGAAGGCGUUUGCGGGCUGUGCCUGGGCCUUCUGGGCGAUGUGCAGGAGCCCCUGCGACAGCUGCUCCAGGAGGCGCCUGCAGUGGAGGGCAAGUACUACAAGUUCAGCAUCGCGUUGCCUGUCAGCGUGGCCCUGCGGCAGCAGAUCCUCCUGUCCAUGGCUCGCUCCGAGGAGCGCGAUGUGGUGAAGGUUCAGGAUGUGCUGCAGUGGCUUCUGCAGGAUGCUCUAGGUGCUAUGGGCCUCGCACCUCUCGCAGGUCUCGCGGAGGAGCCUUCGUCGGAUCUGGUGAUUUGCAUCCACGCAGGAGGCGAAUACGCGGAGACAGAUGAGGCCUUGCAGUGGCUGCCGAGUUCUCAGAGGGGCGCGCGCUUUUCCAAGAAGCGGAAGCGCGAGCGGGAGCCGCCGACACCCGAAGCGGCGGUGCAGGCGCUGGAUGGCUUAAGCUUCGCCGCCUGCGCGGAGAAGCUGCAGCUGGAGGAGGCAGCGCUGCUGCGAGGCUUGGAGAGGCCCAAGGGCAUGCCGGCGAAGCUGCAGCUGCGCUUGCUGCGUGACAGCUUCUACCUCCGCGGGAGGUACUUGAAGCUUUCCCGCAGGCUACCUCAGUCGCCUUGGCUCAUCGAAGGUGAGCGCAAGGGUGACGGCUCCGUGGAGGAGGAGCUCGCCACGGUGAGCAAACACUUUGGCGGCGAGGUCCGGUUCCACGCGGAGGGCCGCGAGGACAUCGACGUGCGAAUGCUGGGCCUUGGCCGACCCUUUGUGCUGGAGGUGAAGAACGCGCGUGUGGUCACCGUAAACUUGGCCGACGUGGAGGCGGCGAUGAACCGCGCCAGCGCCGGUGGGUCACUCAGCUGGUGGCAGGUGGCAGAGGCGUGGAAGUCCGGCAUCUGCAGCGGUGUCAGGCAUGUGAAGAGUAUGGGUCUGAAGCGUCCGCCGGUCUUCCUGCUGGAGGCCGGGCACUUGGCUGGGCGGCACCUGGUCCCUGCGGAACCACUGCUGCGCCUGCCCAAGCUGAGAAAACGGAAGCACCUGAAGCGCUUCCUGGUGACCCAGGAGGAGGUCCUGGAGGGCUUGGACCAAGUUGCUGCAGACUUCCCGUCGGCUGCCACCUGGUGCCAGCUGCUUGACAGCUUCAAGCACCCGCCGCUGCCCUACGAGGUCUUCGAAGGCAAGCUGGACACCUUGCAGGAGAGGUUCCUCCGGCUGGCGCUGCGCGAGCCGUGCCCAUCGGAUGCCACGCUCGUGGUGGUGGAGACAGGGGAGCUGCUGGAGCGGCUGAAUUUUCCGGCGGAGGAGCUGCGAGAAGCAGCGGCUGCCGGGGCGCAGGGGGCGGUGCAGGUCUUGGGCGGGCUGCGCCAGCUGGGCCAAGCCAUGUACGGAGGUUCGGCUUCGCUGGGGCGCCAGGAGCAGCUGCUGAUGCAGGCGCUCGGGGCACGCACAGAGGAGCCAUUGCCGCCGAAAGCAGAGGUGCCGGAGACGUCAGAGGAGCCUCAGAAGCCGGUGGACCCCGCGGUGGCGCGCGCCCGCGCCUGGCUGAGCUCCCGGGGCAUCUUGGACCUCGCCACCCCGCCGAAGACGCCGACAAAGACGCCGACGCCAGCGACGCUGGCCGCGACCCCGCGGAGCUCCGCGGCGCUGCGGGCCCCUUCCUCUUGGACGACGCCAAGGCGGAGCAGGUCCCUGGCGGCGGAGGUGCGCCACACCGAGGCGCUGCACGAGCGCCUGCGGGCGCGGGCGGCCAAGGAGAAGCUGCCGAUGCCCUGCGCGGAGCCCGUGAGGAGGGCCCAGCAGAGGGCAAAAUCCAUCCAGCAGAAGUUGGCGGAGCAGGAGGAGGCGGAGCUGCAGCUACGCAGCCGCAGCGGCCAGGUCUUGGCAGCCCAGACGGCCGAACUCUUCCGGCGCCGGGACGCGCGCCUGCGGCGCUGGCAAAGCUCCCGAGGCGAGCGGACGGCGAGCUUCGCCUCCGGCGAAGAGUCACCGCAGCCUGCGCCGGAGCCGUGCCCACUGCCUGACUCGGAGUGA